Molecule: messenger RNA, 664 nt
Organism: Amphimedon queenslandica
Lineage: Eukaryota; Metazoa; Porifera; Demospongiae; Haplosclerida; Niphatidae
Exons: 3
Coding region: 71-664 (197 amino acids)
Biological process (GO): signal transduction
Molecular function (GO): protein binding
Source: RefSeq, a predicted model, not a curated record
CGACAUUCUACAUGGUCUACACCCACACAAUAGGGCUUGCUGCAUUCCUGGUACCAAGCAGAGCAGCUCAAUGGCAAUGGCUAGUAGAAGAGUGUUUCGUUUAGAUAUCAGUCAUAUGAAGUUGGUGUCUGAUGUCUUAAAAGAAAGUCACUUCAUUGAUGCUGACUGGUUUGAGUUAGGAAUGGGAUUGAACCUACCUUAUCCUGGCCUGGCAAACAUCAGAGCUAGAUUUACUGAUCCUUCUCAGUGUUUACUGGAGUGCUUGAGCUUGUGGUUGACUUCAGCUAAUAAUCGUACUUGGGAAUCAUUAGCUAGUGCACUUGAGAGAAUGAAUAAAAAACCAGCUGCUACACUCAUCCGUAAUACAUGUAAAGUUAACAUACAUAAAUACAAGUAUAAACUGAAAUUGAAGCUAUUGACUAAAGGGAAGUUGAUAAAUGAAAUAUUCAAAUCAAAGAAAUCAGAGACUCAGUAUUUCCGAACCUCUCUCCUAAUGAAAGCAGGUACUGACUCUACUGGUAUAAUCUGUCUAUACUAUCUCAUCACAGGAAGAAAGGAGGCAUUAGUGGAGUAUAAGCAAGAGAUUGAGUUACUACAAGAAAAUGUAUCAAUAACUAGUGCACAACUGCUGAUGAGUCAAAAGGGGAAUAUUGAGAGUAUGUGA